Aspergillus glaucus CBS 516.65 is the source of this 1473-nucleotide messenger RNA. RefSeq lists its product as uncharacterized. The transcript has 4 exons. Gene Ontology annotation, molecular function: protein binding. Gene Ontology annotation, biological process: protein folding in endoplasmic reticulum. Gene Ontology annotation, cellular component: EMC complex. Lineage: Eukaryota; Fungi; Ascomycota; Eurotiomycetes; Eurotiales; Aspergillaceae. The coding region runs from base 165 to 1109 and encodes 314 amino acids. The record is from RefSeq and is a predicted model, not a curated record.
CAUGAUCUACCUAUGGAAGUAGUGCGGAGUACGUCACGGGACACCGAACUCUACGGAGUACAUCUAUCCUCUCUUUACGAGUCGUUAUCUGCAACGUGCCAGUUAUUAUAUUUAAGGUACAUGCUCAUACUGACUUUCAGAACCUAGAGCGUUUGUUAGUCACCAUGUCUAAUACCAAGAACGAACCCAUUCAUAGCUCAGAUCUGCUUGCUACCCUUCAGUAUUCACAGCAAGCACCAAUCCUCCUUGGCCGACAAAGCAAUUCGAAGAUGGCACCAUUAUCACUCAUUACAUCUGUCCCAGCACAACCUGAAGAAUAUGCAAUGAUAGAGCGGCUUUUCUUUACUUGUUUACAGACAGGAGAUGACAAGUCAGCUCUCAUAUGCCUUGAUAAGCUAACUCAGUUCUUUGGGUCAUCAAAUGAGAGGAUAAUGGGGCUACAUGGUCUUUAUGAAGAGGCGAUUGCUGGAGAUAAUUUUUCUUUGGAGAAGUGCCUUCAGGAAUAUGACGAUAUACUGCAACAGAACCCAGUCAAUUUGCCCAUCUUGAAACGUCGGAUUGCUCUUUUGCGAUCACUGUCUCGGCCUGCGGACGCCAUAAGUAGUCUGAUAAAACUCCUGGAGGCCACUCCCACAGAUACGGAAGCUUGGUGCGAGCUUGCAGACCUAUAUCGAUUGCAAGGGAUGAGUUCUCAGGCAAUUUUCUGUCUUGAGGAGGCCCUUUUAAUCACCCCAAAUGCUUGGAAUGUUCAUGCUUGCUUGGCUGAGCUGUUAUAUGUCUGUGCUUCUUCACAAGAAAAUGGUGAUCCAUCCAAGCUUCUGAGAAGAUCAAUGCGUCACUAUUGUAGGAGCAUUGAACUCUGCGAUGACUACCUCCGAGGAUUCUAUGGGUUAGCUUUGGUUACGACAUUGCUACUUGAAACUGAGGAAAGUUGUACUACGGAAGAAGUUUCUCUGAAGGAAACACUUCCAAGACUAAAUACAUUUGCUUUUGAAAAACUCGAAGCAAUCGUUAAAUCGCGAUUUAUGGAUUAUCAGGGCCAGAAGUGCAGUCAAAGUGAGCUGAUUGCAGCAAAGGAGCUCCUCGACCGAUUUGGCAAGUCUAAUUGAUGUAUAUUUCACCCCCUUCUCUUCUCAUUCUUUCUUCCCCUUUCUUUCUUUCUUUUUUCUUUUUUCUUUUUUCUUUUUUCUUUUUUCUUUUUCUCUCAAAUUUCUUUCUUCCUUCGCUAUCUCCUGGUGUUAUGAGGGUUUUGUUUGGGGUCCAGGGAUUGAACUGUACGAAGUAUUCCAGUAAUGUUUACAUGGUAUCAAGUCGUUUGUUCAUAACCUGCCUCUUUAUUCGGAUAUCAAAUAAGCCACUGUUUAAUUGCUUAUCAUUGUAUUUCUUUUCAGACCGGGAUCGUCGGCGUUCAUCAUAGAAUAAACGAAUAUGUACGGAGUACACUUGAUACCUGUACCUUUUUUAUUGUUUUGC